GCAAAGAAUAAAAAAACUGGAUACCAGCUCGGACAUGGUAACAAUAUCUCAAAAUAGCAGAUGACCAGUUCACUAUACUGACCAUGCUGGCCUAUCUUCAGGACCAUCCUGGACCAGAGAGGAACAGAGAACUCUUACACCGUAUGCAACUCCUGCGCAAAACACAGCCCCUGAAGACAUUCCUCUGCACACAAAAAUGUCCCAUCCUUUACACUCCCUGAACGGACCUGCAGCUGGCAAUGGAUCUCUGUCGCCUCUCUCAGUAACAGGAGCACCCAAGCAGGACUACCCAAGUGAGGAACAAGGAAACAAAGUGCACUGGGCAGCACUGCUGAUCCUCCUGCUGAUAAUCCCCACCAUUGGGGGGAACAUACUUGUCAUUCUGGCAGUGUCCCUGGAGAAGAAGUUGCAAUAUGCUACCAACUACUUUCUGACAUCCUUGGCGGUGGCAGAUUUGCUCGUGGGUCUGUUUGUGAUGCCAAUUGCUCUUCUCAUGAUAUUAUUUGACAAUACCUGGCCUUUACCAACUGCCUUGUGUCCUAUCUGGCUGUUCCUUGAUGUCCUCUUUUCCACAGCUUCCAUCAUGCACCUCUGUGCCAUCUCCCUGGACCGCUACAUUGCCAUAAAAAAGCCAAUCCAGGCCAGCCAGUACAAUUCAUGGGCUACAACAAUCAUCAAAAUCAUCGUGGUUUGGCUCAUCUCAAUAGGCAUUGCAAUUCCUGUCCCUAUCAGGGGCAUUGAGGAUGGAAAUGGCAACUCUACAAACAUCACGUGUUUCCUGACGCCUGAUCGUUUUCAUGACUUCAUUCUGUAUGGAUCAGUGGCUUCCUUCUUCAUUCCCCUCGCUAUCAUGAUCGUCACUUAUUUACUGACCAUCCAAGUGCUGCGCAAAAAGGCCUAUUUGAUCAACAAGCCGCCCCAGCGCUUCACCUGGUCAGCAGUGUCCACAGUCUUUCAGCGUGACACAACACCUGCCUCCUCACCAGAAAAGGUGGCCAUGCUAAACGGCUCCAGAAAGGACCAGACUUUGUCCAGUGACAUGCCUAUCAGCAGGACAUCCACCAUUGGGAGGAAGUCCAUGCAAACGAUAACCAAUGAACAAAGGGCGUCAAAAGUUCUGGGGAUUGUGUUUUUUCUUUUCUUGCUGAUGUGGUGCCCAUUCUUCAUAACAAACAUCAGCUCAGUUCUGUGCAACUCCUGCAACCAGGAGGUUUUUCAAAAGCUUUUGGAGAUAUUUGUUUGGAUAGGGUAUGUAUCCUCAGGAGUGAACCCUCUUGUAUAUACACUCUUCAACAAAACAUUUAGGGAGGCUUUCAGCAGGUACAUCACUUGCAACUAUCGGACCACAAAGCCUAUCAAGGCCCUUCGGCAGCGCUCCAGCAGGAUCUCUUUCAGAAGUUCCGUAGCAGAAAAUUCCAAGCUGUUUGUCAUGAAUGGGAUGAGAAAUGGGAUUAACCCCAUUAUGUACCAGAGCCCAAUGAGGCUGAGGAGCUCACCCAUCCAAGCAUCAUCGGCCAUUCUGCUGGAUACGUUGCUGCUCACCGAGAAUGAGGUUGAUAAAACAGAAGAACAAGUCAGCUAUGUAUAGUGGAAUGGCAGCCAUGUCCCUACAGCAUUACUGUAUGUAUUAUUCUAGAUAACUGCACUGUAAAAGGGUAUAAAUACUAUUGUUUUCUGUUAUUUAUGCAAGCAAUAUCUUAUAAAUUUAUAUUAAUUCCCCUCCUCCAAAGUCUCCUCUACUUUAACCCCAACCUCAUGGUGGCAACCACAACUUCA
This is a messenger RNA of Melospiza georgiana, 1776 nucleotides long. It is a transcript of the gene HTR2B, whose product is annotated as 5-hydroxytryptamine receptor 2B. Gene Ontology annotation, cellular component: plasma membrane; dendrite. NCBI's taxonomy places the organism in Eukaryota, Metazoa, Chordata, Aves, Passeriformes, Passerellidae. Bases 197 to 1588 code for a protein of 463 amino acids. Gene Ontology annotation, molecular function: G protein-coupled serotonin receptor activity; neurotransmitter receptor activity. Gene Ontology annotation, biological process: regulation of behavior; heart development; chemical synaptic transmission. The record is from RefSeq and is a predicted model, not a curated record. The transcript has 3 exons.